This is a messenger RNA of Penicillium alfredii, 384 nucleotides long. RefSeq lists its product as uncharacterized. NCBI's taxonomy places the organism in Eukaryota, Fungi, Ascomycota, Eurotiomycetes, Eurotiales, Aspergillaceae. The record is from RefSeq and is a predicted model, not a curated record. The transcript is spliced from 2 exons. Bases 1 to 384 code for a protein of 127 amino acids.
AUGAAGGCAUUGGCCGAUGGAGCAGAAGGUGACAGUCCCGUGGUAUGCGGCGAGUCUUUAGCAGCCAGCAUGGGCGUCAUGCUGGAAACGAGCACGAAUCAAUCCUUGCGGGAGAAACUUGGCUUGGACAGCUCUAGUCAAGUUUUGCUGUUUGGUCUAGAGGGCACCAACGAUCCAGAAAUCUACGAGUCUUUGGUUGGAAAGGCUUCCAAGACUCAUCGCGAGUCUCCAGCAGACCACCUGGAGCAGACCACCUUCAGCAAGCCCGCGCUUUCGGAGAUGAUGCAAGUCGCCUUCGCGCUCUACAAGGGUCACCCUGUAGCGGAAAGCGCCCUGAAGUAUACUGGAAUCGUCGUCAACGGUGAUUCUAACAAAGCAAGGUGA